UUGGAUCUAUGUGAAUGGCAAAUGAUUUAAUUGUAAUUCCACACAGUCGUGUCCGCCUUUUUCGGAGAUUGACAUUUAACAUUGAUGGACGCUGCAGAAACAACAUAUUCAAGAACGCAUCGUCGUUCGUGGGAUCUCACUUGCUUUACAUGCAUGCUUUUUACCUAAUUUACCUGCAUUGAUCACCCACCUGGAAGCUUUUUACAGUAACACGUUAAAGUUAAAGUGCUCGCCCUGUAGGAUUGAGGCUUGAGAACAAGUCUAGCCAUUUCCCUUCCGGAUGGACUCCUACAUUUCAACACCUUAGGCCUUUAAAGCCUUUUUUUCACCUCGUGCCCGGUGUCGCUCCACCUGUCCGGUGUCAGGUUUCGGAGGAUGCGCUGCUGUGGGAGGAGCCAACAGGGAGCACGUUGUCGUUAAACUAACUCCCCAUUGGUCCGCCGCUCGCAUGGGGCGGUCCGCCGGCGCACCGGCGGGUCGACGGGAGAGUCAGCGCGAGGCGUCACCGUCCGCUCAUUUCACGCCGUUCGCCUUCUAGAAGUAAAACCGCGGAGACCCAAAGCGCUCGUUACGACUUUUUUGAAACAACUCUUCCUCGGAUGUCGUGCAACUUUUAGCGCGGCGCGCGCUUCAGUUCCCCCCCCUCGACGCUCCCCAGUGGGGCUUCUCUGAGCGUCUGCAAUGGAAGAGGAUAACAACAGCGCCUUGCCAGAUUUGAAGGAUAUAGAGACCAAAUUGGGUCUUAAGGUCCCGGAGAGCCUGGUUCGUUCUCUUGCUGCGGGAAAGCAUCCCGACCAGUCCGGCGCGCCGCAUUCAGGGACCCGCAAAGCGUACGCUGACACCGCGGACCUGAAGAGACUGGAGGGCAAAAUGUUGUUCCUAAAACAAGAAAUGGCCCAUCUACGAGCCAUCGACGUGAAGCUGAUGCAGCAGCUAAUGUGCAUCAACGAGGGCAUCGAGUCCAUCCGUUGGAUGAUCGAAGAGAAAGGGGGCGUGGCCAGCCAGGAGAGCAGCCUGUCGGGCAGCUUGUACAGCCUGUCGGACAGCCAGGACGGCACGUCGCUGCGGGGCAGCUUCAACAGCCUGAACGGCGGCAACAGCGACGGGCUGGACAGCGUGUCCGUGGGCAGCUACUUGGACACUCUGGAGGAGGACCUCUCGGACGACCCGUCACCCACAGACCUCGACCGCUUCGCCGAUAAGACGGUCGGGGACGAGUUGGGCAAAUCGCCGCUGAAACUGCGGGCCGAAUCGGAUGAAUACUACUGCUUUGGAUAGGGAGGCCACUGAGACUACUGAGAUAUGAUGUGAAGAAAGAUUUAACAAUGUGUCCUUCGCUUUGACGCCGUAAACACCAGCAUCAUCACGGUGUGGUUUGGACACACCUCCUCAAACAGUUGCCACUUCAUGUCCCAACAUCUUAAGUUCUUUAAGUCUUAAUAUGUUAUCAUGCAGGUCAAAUUAUUUUUAAAAAGGGCUCUUAUUAUUAUCCGAUACCUCAGCAGUUUAUUUUCACAGAUGGGGGAAGCGCUUGGCAGACAGGGGCGGGAAUAGGAGUAGCAGCAUAAGCUGAUUAUCACGACGUCUUUAUCUGUGAAAAAUGUCAACGUGAGCUCUGUGUCGGGUCAACGCCAACAAUCUGAUCGAAGUGAAGGAGUAGAUUAGGAUUUAGGAGCCACUUGGGGAAUUGCAUCUCUCAUGCGGAGUGAUUCAAGUGUCUUAACUAUUUAAGGUGGUACGUUUAAGUGUUAACGCAAGUGCAAUUUGAUUCCAUGCCAAAUUCUGAGCUCCGCCUACUGUUAAUGACAAAGCUUUUAAUUAUUUUAUUUUUUACUGCGAUGUUUUGACUGAUGUAAGUUCCUUAACUCAAACACGGCCUGUUGAUAAAUAGUUUGAACGUACAUGUACACUCAAGAGAUUAGUAGCCCAGGUGCUGGACUGAAAACCAAAGCAAUUUGAAUGUCUUUGCGAUCAUUCAGGGCCGAGGCAAACCCCUGUUAAUGCCCAAUGGGAUGCCACAUGUGGGACACGCGUGGGUUUGCUCUGUGGGCACAUUUUUAAGUCCCCAAAACAGGUUUGUUGUUUUAGCUUUAAGAGUCAUGCUGAUUUGUUAUUUGUAUUUUACACUGCCUGCAGUUUUGUUAUCUUAUGUUGUUUUGGUUGCUGUUCAUUUUUGUUGUGGAAAUGGUAUAAUAAUAUAUUGUGAUUUUUUUUUUCUCUCACUCACACUGUAAGUCUUAAAUGCAACGAAAGAAAACCCUGAUGCACUAACUUGUUUCAAUUUUUCUGGAAUGAAGUUCACCGACCCCAUUAGGGAACCUUAAUGAGACAUGACGUAAACAUUGUGUUGCUUUUUCCUUGUUAAUUAAAUUAAGAAUAGUCUCUUAA
Gasterosteus aculeatus aculeatus (three-spined stickleback) is the source of this 2388-nucleotide messenger RNA. It is a transcript of the gene lurap1l, whose product is annotated as leucine rich adaptor protein 1 like. Lineage: Eukaryota; Metazoa; Chordata; Actinopteri; Perciformes; Gasterosteidae. The record is from RefSeq and is a predicted model, not a curated record. Gene Ontology annotation, biological process: positive regulation of canonical NF-kappaB signal transduction.